Molecule: messenger RNA, 1788 nt
Organism: Colletotrichum graminicola M1.001
Lineage: Eukaryota; Fungi; Ascomycota; Sordariomycetes; Glomerellales; Glomerellaceae
Exons: 2
Coding region: 1-1788 (595 amino acids)
Biological process (GO): dephosphorylation
Molecular function (GO): phosphatase activity
Source: RefSeq, a predicted model, not a curated record
AUGGGUCCCUCGUCGUUGAUCUUGCUACCGAGCGCAUUGCUGGCGACAACGUCGGCCCAGUCCUCUAACCCUUCAGUAUGGGCAUCCGUCGCGAUGGUCAUGCACGGUGAGCGCACGCCUCUGCUUGGCGGCCUCCAGAACACCUUGACGCCCCAGGGUGCUCAACAGCUGUAUGCUCAGGGCGAUGCCUUCAGAUCGCGCUAUCUGACCAGCGCAAGGCUGAUGUUGAACGCCUCCGAGGGCCGCAUCACCUCUCGCUUCCCGAUCCAAGGCAUGGCGAGAAACGUCCUUGAGCAUGAGCAGCUCGCGAUCCUUUCGGCCCCCGACUCCCACAUCGUUGCCGGCGCCAACGCCUUUAUGCAGGGCCUGUACCCACCCAUCGCCAAGGCCUUUGCAGCAGACACUGGUGGGACCAACAUCUCCUAUUCGACAUUGACCGGGAACUCGACUCAGUACCCAUUGGACGGCUACCAGUACCCAGUGAUUGAAAUCCUGGGAUCAUCGGACGAGAGGUCCGUCGACAUUCGAGGCAACACGGAAUGCCCACAAUGGGGGAUCUCAACCACAACUGGUAUGCAGCUCGACCCCGACAUGAAGAAGCUCGACGAAGCUUCUCUUCCCGGAUACCUGUCGUUGUUCAGCACCCCGCCUUUGAAUGACGGCGUGGUUCCCCUAUCCAGCGCGAGCUUUUGGGACGCCUACAACAUUCAGCAGUACGUCAGCUACCGCUACUCACACGAGCAGGCCAUCUACGACGCGAUGAAAGACGGGUACGCAUCGCGGAACGAAUUCCUCAUGACGUACGCCAGACUACAGCAACUCAACAUGACGUCCAACCAGGCAGUCUCAGGCCUGCAAAAGGGUGACAUGAUCCGGACCAUAGCCGGAAGGACAUUGGCCCGGAAGGUUGUCGACGCUUUCCGGGCCAACGGGGACCACGCCGGUUCCACCGACAAAAUGACGCUCAUGUUCAGCUCCCACGAACCCUUUAUGUCCUUCUUCUCCCUCGCCCGACUCCAUCAGGGCGAUCCCACUUUGCCGAGCACCUUCUGGAACAUCCCUCAGAACGGUGCGGUUAUGGUCUUUGAGCUCAUCGGCGACAUACCAGAUACCGCCGGCGACGACGCCGACGCCUACCCGACCGAGGAUAACCUCUACGUACGUUUUCUGUACAGAGAAAACGCCGAUCCGAACACGCCCUUCAAGGAAUACGCCCUCUUCGGCCUCGCCGACACCGAAGCCCGCGUGCCAUACAGCCGAUUCAAGCAGGAGAUGCUCAACUUCGGCGUCGACGUCUCGGCGUGGUGCAAGAUCUGCGGCUCGGUGCAGUCCUUUUGCCAAUGGAGAACCGCCCAGCCCACCAUCGGCGAGGCCAUUCGCUCGGCUGUGCAGAAGCCCUUCGUCGCGGGCAUCAUCGGCGCAAUAAUCGCCCUCGCCGUCCUGGGCCUGGCCGCCGUCGCCGCGAUCCUUUUCGGCGGCUUCCGCAUUCAGCGACCGGAGACGCCGAGGACGGUACCUAGACCCCGGCGGGAAAGCCGGAUCCCCAUGUUGUUCGGCGGGCUCAGGUCCAACGAGAAGAUGGCCAGCGACCCGGACCUGUCGGUAUCGAGGCGCGGGUCGCACCACGAGCGCCACGGCAGCUGGGAGCUGCGCGAUGGACCCGACGGCACAUCUGGCAGGACAGACGCCGGCGUGGGUAAAGGCACGUGGAGUUUCCAUAACAAAUUGGUCGGCUCUUUGAAUGGUGUGAUGGGGAUCCCUCCAGUAAAGCCCAGGGAGGAUGUCUGA